Molecule: messenger RNA, 2064 nt
Organism: Psylliodes chrysocephalus
Lineage: Eukaryota; Metazoa; Arthropoda; Insecta; Coleoptera; Chrysomelidae
Source: the annotation of a GenBank genome assembly
AUUAUUAAGUGGCUGGAUGUAUCAAGCUUGUUUGCUACAUAAAAAUUUAGAAGUGAAGAAGUAUGUUUGCAUAAGAUGAAAAUAAAAAAAAGCGUAUAUUAAAAAAAGUAAUCAAAUUAACAAUACAAUUUGAAUUUUGAAUGAUGCUGUAGCCGCCGCUGGACCCUAAACACAUCGGUUUAAAAUGGGAUCAUCUAGUUCCCAUUUUCAGGAUACCUUUACUCAAAUAUUGAGCGAUGAUUCUAUAAACACACUUCUCUCAGAAGAAAUUAACAGGUUAACUUAUGACGAUUUUUUAAACUUAGUUGGAGAGCUAAAUUUACUAUCAAAAAAAUGUUUAGACUCCAAUGGUAACCAAUUAGUAUUCGCGGUGAAAAAGGAUACAGAUUCGACAAUUUUUUGGAAGGCCACAGUUCAAAUUGCUUGCGUUAAGAUUGAUCCAGACUGUCAAAAAGUUAUUACUUUUAGACUACUCUCAUUGAAUGAAUUUAUAAAAGUAUUCAAAACCCUCAAGUGCCAGACAGCGGCAGCGGAACAGAGCGAAAGUACUAGUGUCCCUGAAAAUGAUAUGACGAUAUCAGGAAUAUUAGAUAGAGUGUCUGAAUCAAGUACAGAGAGCCAAACUAUAUGUUGCAUAUGUUUUGAAAGAAAACAAGAAGUGCUUUUACCAUGUGCUCAUAGUUAUUGCUUGCAGUGUAUAGAAGAAUGGAAUGAAAAUCAUGAUACAUGUCCAAUAUGUAGGGAAAGAUUGGACAGCACAGAUGACACUUGGGUAAUCUCUGAAGUACCCAAAGCAGAGGAAAUAAGCAAAGAAAUAAGAGAUAAUUUAUUGGAAUUGACUAAUAAAGAUAGCAAUUCACCUUGUAAUCCGUUUUAAGUAGUUUCUUUAGGUCGUUUGAAAUAGUAAUGUUUAAACAUCUGCAUCAAGGGUGUAAGACUUUAAAAUUGACAUUAACAAAUUUAAGAUAUGCAUCACAAUUUGAAUAUUGUUAAAAACGUGAUAGAUUUGUAGUUGGAAGUGGUUUUGGACUUUUUCUCAUUGAAUACUCACCUCAUAUUUUGAAUUGGAUGUAUGUAGAUGUAGGGUUUGGAAAAUCAUCCUUAGGACAUGCAUUUAUUGUUAAUAACAUUUAUUGGAAACUAUUUUUUAGAUCUGAUUGCUUUCUAUGUUUUAGUUUCAUUUUUAACUAGAUUUUAAAUAAUGUAUUAUUCAGAGAUAACAGGAGAUGUAACUACUAACAAAUAUUGUGCAGUCCUGAAUAGGAGGGUAUAAUACCCGCUGUUGUCAUAUUCCUAUUUCAUUAUUCUCGUUUUGUUUACAUAUAUUAAAAAAGCUAAAAUAAUUCAACCUAUUUUAUUGCAACUGAACCCAACAAUUUUUGAAUCAUUAGUUAUAUCAAAUUUAACUAAAUUAGAUGUAAUUUCACUAAAUUAAAUAUAAUAAUUUUCAAUAAAUUCCAAAACCUAGAAAUCGUAAGUUGGAAGUGGCAACAGGGCUUACGUUGUUUAUUAUAAGCGCACAUCGCUUACACAUUUAUUCAUUGAUAAAUUAAAAUUGUAUUUGCGUAAAAUCCUUCUCUUUAUCUCCUCUCUUACUUCUCACUGCAGACCUACAAAUAGAGCGUACUGAUUGUCGACUUAAUCUUGGCAUCGUGAAUAUUAUAUUUUAUCAAUGAAUGGUUAUAUCUCUGUUAUCUCUAGUACUACUAUUCAAUCUAGUCAAUAUCUUGCCCCUGCUAAAUUACUAGAUGUACAACAAAAAUUGUUAAUGUCUUUUUCUUUUAGUAUUUAAGCGAACUCGCCAAGUGAUCUGUUAUACUAUUUUUUAACUUCAUAAAAAUGUGAUUUGUUUUAAUUUACUUUAAUCUAAUUUGUGUCUGUCUAUUCAAACAUGUCUUAUUUAUAUAAAAAUCUAAAAAGAGAAUUUUACGAUUAUGAAGUGGAAAUAAAUUUUAUAAGAAUUAAUAGUCGUUUUUUUGUAUACCGGUGGGCUUAAAAUUUCUUUUUGUUGUAAACCUCCAUUCGCCGUAGAUUUCUUUUUAUAUAGGACCUUUAAAAAAAAAU